AAAAAAAACGCUAAAUAAAGUUCGAUGUAAAAAAGUAUGAAAAUGAGAAGAAAUAAAAAGACAAUUCGGAAGGAUUUUCUUUAUCGGUAUUGAGAACGAAACUUAGGCAAAUGUUGGAGCAGUUAGGCUCUGGCAAGCGGAAAAGAGGUUGCGCAAAAAGAAGGCCGCUAACAGAGAAGGUACGCUUUCUAUAGCUGGGUUAAGCCCACCUCUGGGUAAGUAUGACGGCGAAGGAAAACAAAAAGCACGUCUAGUCGAUCGCAACAUAAACGCGAAGCAUUCCGGCGAGAGAAGAGAAACAAUACGAAGAAUAAAAAACAGAAUAUUGGAAGAAAGUGGGGACGCGGGAGGAGAAGAAUGCAACGACGACCUGUACGAAGGACACAAGGCUUCGACGACCCAGUGACAAGAUGCAGCCAGCCAACAUUCAUCACGUUCUUUUUGCCUUACUGAUAAUCGCUGUUACUACGUCAAUUGCUGGAAAACUGCAACCUGUCAAACCUCGCGUGGCACGAAGUCGCUCAAUGCUAAGACGGAUUGCCGUCCUUCGCGAGGAAAAAUCUAAAGUUUGCUACGAUUUAGUUGGUUGCUUCGCGGAUCCGCAACAUUUAUCGAUAAAACGACCGCCUGAACAUCCUAGUGUAAUUCAAACUAGAUUCUUUCUCUAUACACGUAUGAAUCGACAAAAUCCAGAGCCCUUACAGUACGGUGAUGAUUUGAGAUCCAUUAUACAUUCCCGAUUCAAUGUCACUAAGCAUCUCAAAGUGUUCAUACAUGGUUAUAAGGGCAGUGGGAAUGAUAUUGGCACCAUACUUAUCCUUAAUCUGCUUCUCGAUAUAGAUGACACAAACAUCGUCAUCUUGGAUUGGACGAAGGGAGCAGGAACGAGUUACGCAGCUGCAGUGGCAAAUAGCGAACUGGUCGGCCGACAAUUAGCUUUGAUUCUUUUAGACACCAUUAAUUUGGGAAUCAAUCCUAACGACAUCCAUGUGAUCGGUUUCAGUCUUGGCGCACAUGUGGCUGGCUGCGCCUCGGAAGUAUUAAAGAGAAAGAACCUGCUUUUAGGUCGCAUAACUGGUCUCGAUCCAGCAUCACCAUUCUUCAGGCGUCACCUGUUCCGAGAGAAGUCGAGGAAAUUGGAUGCCACUGACGCUCAUCUCGUCGAUGUCAUUCACACCGACGGUUCCCAAGAUUUCGCAGAUGGCUUUGGCCUACUUAAGCCGAUCGGACAUAUCGAUUUCUUUCCCAAUGGCGGCAAAGAGCAACCCGGUUGUACAGAUGUUAAGAAUUCGGUGGUAGUGAGCCAUUUAAAAGAAAAGUUAUUGGAUCGCGAUAUAGCUUGUAGCCAUUUAAGAGCUUGGCAGCUAUUUACAGAGAGCAUCCGCUCGCAGAAUGAAAAGUGUAAAUUCAUCGCAUGGCCCUGUCCACAAGGAGGUAUAUCUUAUGCAAAGGGAUUAUGUUUCCCUAUGCAAUCGACCAAUUGGAAUCAAGAAAUGGGUUACGCGGUUAAUCGUGAACCUCUGGGAAUCUAUUAUCUGUCAACCAGAGCCGAAACACCAUUUUGCGGCCAACCACUCAGAGCAUCAGUGAUGAUAUCGGAAGAUAUGCCGAAAACAUCUGGCAUAUUAUUUUUCAAAAUUUUCCUCGGUAAUAAUUCUACAACACUCUUUAAGAUACAAUGCACCUUGUCGAAACAAAGAAACGAACAAAUGAUAUUUUAUAAUAUUGCGGCGGCGGAAUUCGAUACUUUAUUUGAAGAUACUCCAACAAUCACCGGCAUCCUCUCAUAUCAACGCAAAGACAAUAAAACAGAGGGAGAUGAUACACAAAAUCCAGAGACAGACGUAAUACUUUUUAAUAAACUUGCCAUCGAAGAUCGUAAAGGCCAUAGGUGGGAAUAUUGCAGAACAAAUACCGCAAUCAAUGCGCACGAGAUGAACGAAAUAUUGUACGUAGAAUUGAAAAAUGGACACUGUACCUUGUAAUGCAAUUUUGAUGUGACAAUUUUUUAUUUGAAUAAACGAGGUAUUCGCAAAAA
Molecule: messenger RNA, 2038 nt
Organism: Cataglyphis hispanica
Lineage: Eukaryota; Metazoa; Arthropoda; Insecta; Hymenoptera; Formicidae
Product: pancreatic triacylglycerol lipase-like
Exons: 8
Coding region: 411-1985 (524 amino acids)
Biological process (GO): lipid metabolic process
Molecular function (GO): lipase activity
Source: RefSeq, a predicted model, not a curated record